Pygocentrus nattereri (red-bellied piranha) is the source of this 3470-nucleotide messenger RNA. RefSeq names its product sema domain, immunoglobulin domain (Ig), transmembrane domain (TM) and short cytoplasmic domain, (semaphorin) 4Ab (gene sema4ab). The transcript is spliced from 16 exons. Gene Ontology annotation, molecular function: semaphorin receptor binding; chemorepellent activity. Gene Ontology annotation, biological process: negative chemotaxis; negative regulation of axon extension involved in axon guidance; axon guidance. The record is from RefSeq and is a predicted model, not a curated record. The coding region runs from base 385 to 2874 and encodes 829 amino acids. NCBI's taxonomy places the organism in Eukaryota, Metazoa, Chordata, Actinopteri, Characiformes, Serrasalmidae.
GCAGAAAAGUAGCACAAAAGAAAAUCCGAGCCGCGCCGAGCGGUGAGACCGCCGGACAGCAGGGACGCAGGUCACUCAGGAGGGCGAGGACAUGCGUCAUUUGCCUGCCGCUGGACAGAGGACUGAACACGGGCGUCGUGCACCGCGUCUGACUGCGUUUGACCUGUGUUUUCGGCCAAAGCGCGUAGCUGGAGCGAGUCUGGGAAACCCGAGCCGAGCCGCAGGAGCUUUAGCCCGCGCGGGGACAUAUGACAUGACGGCGGCUUCCUGUGGGAAGAGGAAGUGGUGUGUCUGUUGUAGGACGGUAGCAGAUCUACACGCCAGCGCAGAAGCUCUCAGUUAGCUGAACCGUCCAGCCUCGUCUCCGUUCUCCUCCAGUUCACCAUGGCUUUCUGCGGGCUGCCCGCCGUCUGUCUAUCCCUCAUAACCAUCAUCAGCGGCUGCCAUGGCAACGCCAUCCCCCGCAUCACCUUUCCUCUCGACAGUCCAGGCCGAGUGGUCAGCAUCUUCAGUCCUCCUGACGUUUAUAACGCCACCACGCUGCUGCUGAGUAAGGAUGAGGAGACUCUGUUUGUCGGCGCGAGGAACACUCUCCUCUCACUCCGCGUCAACGAGUGGGGCGGCCUCAUCCUCAACAGGACGCUCGACUGGUCACCCACUGAGAAGGACCUCAGCGACUGCUCCAUGAAGGGCAAGGAGAAGACUGACUGUCCGAACUUUGUGCGAGUCCUGCAGGUGCUGAACUCCACCCAUAUGUAUGCCUGUGGAACAUUUGCCUUCAGCCCUCGCUGCACCUACAUUAACUCUCAGCAGUUCUCCCUGGUGACCGGUGGAAAGCCUGAAGAGGGCAGAGGUCGCUGCCCUUACAACCCCUACCAGAAGAACACGGCCAUCACUGUGGGUGGAGAGCUGUACACCGGUACGGUGGCGGAUUACAGGGGGAAUCGGCCUGUUAUCUCUCGUCACCUGAGCGACGGAGGUCAUGUUGAUCUGAAGCUGGAUGAUACGCUGGGCUGGCUAGAUGAGCCCACCUUCAUCAGCUCAGCCUCCAUUCCCAGUGAGGAGAAAGUCUAUUUCUUCUUUAGUGAGAUCGGCCGGGAAUACGACUUCAUCGAUAAGUUCACCGUGUCUCGCAUCGCCCAGGUUUGCACGAGUGACAAUGGGGGUCAGCGGACUCUGCAGCGGCGCUGGACCACCUUCACCAAAGCUCAGCUCCUCUGUCAGGCCAGCGGAGAACUGCCUUACAACGUCCUGCAGGACAUGACCACCCUCCAGCCAGCAGGGGGAGCCACUGAGGGUGAUACGCUGUUCUAUGGCAUCUUCAGCUCUCAGUGGUCUGUAAACGCUGGCCGCUCUGCAGUGUGUGUGUUCAGCCUCAGAGACAUUAAAGAAGUUUUUGCUGGAAGCUACAAAUUUCUGAACAAGGAUACGCUGAAAUGGACCACACGGGUGCAGGAGAAGAUCACCAACCCUGGAGAGUGUGGCCUCCACAACGCUUCAGAUAACGUGCUGCGCUUUGUGAAGGAGAACUUCCUGGCUGAUAAAAGUGUCCUACCUGUCAAUCAGAAGCUGACCAUGGUGUCAUCUGACCACCACUACAGCAACAUCGCAGCCCAGAGAGUGCAGACGGAUAAUGACAAAGAAUACACCGUCCUGUAUCUGCUCACAGAAACUGGCUUCCUGCACAAAGCUGUGCUUCUGGAGGAAGGCGUCCACAUCAUUGAGGAGAUCCAAGUGUUAACACGGCCUCAGCUGGUCAAAAACCUCCUGCUGUCCAUCUCUAAGGGUGUGGUGUUAGUGGGCUCUGCUGAGGGCGUGGUAUCCGUUCCCGUCUCCAACUGCUCCUACUACUCGAGCUGUGCUGAGUGCGUGUUGGCCAGAGACCCCUUCUGUGGCUGGGACCCCUCACGCAGAGUCUGUGCUGUUAUCUCCUCCAUUGAAGGGAGCUUUCUUCAGGAUGUGGAUGGAGGGCUUGUGUGUGGAGAGUGUGAAGAGUGUAGAGCCCCUGUUAUCACGCCCCGUUCACGCUCCGGCUCCGGCACCGGCUCUCCCAAAUCUCCUGCACCCCCCGGUGAGCUGGUGUCCGUGUCGCUGAACGAGGUGGUCCAUCUGCAGUGCCCAGCGGUCUCCCAUCUGGCCCAGCGCCACUGGGAACGGCAAAACAGCCAGAUCUCCCUGAAAAUCUACAUGCAGCAUGAGGACGGCAGCCUCAGCUUCCUCGCCACGCCGUCCACUCUGGGCGGUUACCUGUGCAAGGCCGAGGAAAACGGCUUCACUCAGACGCUCAUCGCGUUCGAGGUCAGACAGAAGAGCAGCCCAACCCUCCAGCCUGUAACACCCAGCAGACCACAGGUCACACAGUCGUCCGAAACCAGACAAGCCCCCACCACUAAAUGGGUGACCAUGCUGCAGGACAGGGAGGAGACGCCAAAGCCCAAGGCGAAGGAGCUGCAGCCCACCAUGUCUGUCAGAGAGACGCAAGCAGUGACCGCAAACAGGAACGUCUCGGAGAACAAGCAGGACAGGCUGAAGGUUGGAGUGGCUGGAGGGGAACAUCAGCUGCUGGCGAAGACGCCCAGCUACCUGCAGGAGCUGGUGGUGGUCUCUGUGCUGCUAGCGUUGUGCAUUAGCGCAUUGCUGACCAUUGCACUGUUCAACGUCAGGCAGCGGUGUCGCAGCAGGACGGCCCCCCACAGCCCCGGCUCGCAGAGGGCGGGGGCCGCCUCGCCUCAGGAGCGAGAGGCACUCAGGGGGAAUUCGCCAAGCGGGGGAAAACGCAACGGACAUGCCAACAACACUGCGAAAUCUCCAAAUACCCUCAGCAACGGCACGCUGAACGGCUCCAACGGCCACCUGCCCAACACGCCAAUCUGAGGACUGGCUGCCUCGGUUUUCCCUUCCCUGUGUUGCUCUCAGCCUGGUGUGAUCUAGGACUGCACAGUAUACACAAGACCCCAUACUGUGACCUUAAGAUUGCUGCGUACUUAAUUAAUGCCUUUCCAUGCACUAAUAACACACACAGGAAUGGUUGAUGUUGCAUGGUUAAAGGAGAAUUUCACCCAUUUUACUCAGUUCCUGACGUUCAGCAAGUCAUUCAGAGUGGUUUGGCCUGAAAUGCUUCGUUCCAGAGAAACGCAGAGAAUCAGAAUAGCUCACAGUGGUGGUGAUGGGAACCAGGGGUUCACCAAGUUUGCCCUUAAAUGUGUUCUUGAGAAAAGUCCCAGGAAAAAGUUCUUAAAGCGCAGAACUUGGUCUCACCUUUGGGCUCUUGACUGCGUAGAUUCUGUUCUUCCCUAAGAACAAAUCCCAGAUAAGACAACACAGAGCCAUGAAUGACAGAGCCUUUGUGAAAACUGUGUAAAAUAGAAAUUUCUUCUCAGCCUCUUCAGCUCCUCGGGACCACCGGUGGUCCCAAACCGCACUCGGUCAUGUUCCUCAUAACGUUCCUACUCCAUAAGCUCCAUUCAGAA